AUGAUACAAAAAUAUACACGCAUUCAUAUCUAUCUCAAUUUCUGCUCAGACUAUUCAUAUCUAUCUAUCUGUUCAUAUCUGUCUAUCUAUCUAUCUAUUCAUAUCUGUCUAUUAGUCUAUUCAUAUCUAUCUAUCUAUCUAUCUAUCUAUUCAUAUCUUCUAUUCAUAUCUAUCUAUCUAUCUAUCUAUUCAUAUCUGUCUAUUAGUCUAUUCAUAUCUAUCUAUCUAUCUAUUUAUUCAUAUCUAUUCAUAUCUAUCUAUCUAUCUAUUCAUAUCUGUCUAUUAGUCUAUUCAUAUCUAUCUAUUUAUCUAUUUCAACUUUAUAUCUUUUUUGUUCUUUCCUUCUCAUUUGCUACUCUUUCUUUCUUUUGUUCUUUCCUUCUCAUUUGCUACUCUUUCUUUCUUUUGUUCUUUCCUUCUCAUUGCCACUAUUUUUUUCUCAAUGACACACUUCAUUUUUUUUUCUUUUCUUUUCUUUCUUUCUUUCUUUUUUUCUCAAUUUGCCACUUUUUUUCUUUUUCUUUCUUUCUUUCUUUCUUUCUUUCUUUCUUUCUUUCUCAAUUGACACACUUUCCUUCUUUUUCUCUUUCUUUCUUUCUUUCUUUUUUUUUUUUUUGCUUUCCUUCUUUUCUUUUUCUUUUUUUAUUUUUCUUUCUUUCUUUUUUUCUUUCUUUCUCAAUUUCAGCCUUUAUAUCUUUCUUUCUCAAUUGCCAUUCUUUCUUUUUUUUUUCUUCCUUUCUUUUUUCUUUCUUUUUUUUAUCAAAAAAUUCUUUCUUUUCUCAGUUGCCAAUUUUUCUCUUUUUUCUUUCUUUUUUUUUUCAACUGAUGCUCUUUCUUUCUUUCUUUCUUUCUUUCUUUCUUUCUUUCUUUCUUUCUUUCUUUCUUUCUUUUACUAAUGCCAUUUGUAACUUUCUGCAAUUUUAA
This is a messenger RNA of Acanthosepion pharaonis, 924 nucleotides long. The record is from the annotation of a GenBank genome assembly. Lineage: Eukaryota; Metazoa; Mollusca; Cephalopoda; Sepiida; Sepiidae.